Messenger RNA from Anopheles nili, 1500 nucleotides. RefSeq lists its product as uncharacterized. Bases 1 to 1500 code for a protein of 499 amino acids. The record is from RefSeq and is a predicted model, not a curated record. Lineage: Eukaryota; Metazoa; Arthropoda; Insecta; Diptera; Culicidae. The transcript is spliced from 3 exons.
AUGAAGUUGCUCGUAGUUUGGCUUAUGGUGAUCUCACUACUUGGAUGUGAAGCGUUGUUCGGAAUUGAAGUAUCACCGAAUAUCCCCGAGGCUGCAAGCAUAACCAGCGCCUGUUCGAAGCUAAUAUCCGUUUCGCAACAAAUCAUCUCCGCAACCAACAGCCUUAGUGAGGCAUCGUUUGGGACGUACCAGCUUCAAAAUGGCGUCACGUCUAUGCUUUCCUCGGUGAAACAAACCUACACCGCCCUGAUAGCGAUCGCACAAGAGCUGAUCACGGUGACUAACGCGAACAGUGGCAAUUUGGAUACCUUAUUUACGAAUCUCCAAUCGAACCUGGCGGCAUUCAGUAUGACAACGAUUACGGUCCGUUUUGCCGCGUGGUUUAUGCUGCUGGAUCCAAGCGCGAUACCCGACACCUCCAUUGUCACGCUGACGCUAAACGAUGUGAGCACAUUCUUCAACAGCGUUGUGCCUCAGAAAGUGAAGCAAUUUUCUGCGAGCAGAAUUUCACAAGCCACAUUCUACAACGCCAUCUCGAAGGACCAAAUGAGCACGUUUGCGCAAGGCCUAACGGCGUUGGCACAGAACCAAGAAACCGUCAUGGUACCGUUCGUCAACAGCGUGGCCGGUGCUUUUCGAACGAGCAAUGAAAAGCAGACGUUGUUCCUAACAAACGCCGAUUCGGCAUUCCAGAGUGCGGAAGCAACGUUCGCCUCAACGUAUACGCGCAUCUUCGAACUGAACAAGCAGUUCCGUACGGCGGCAAACGAGAUACAACCCACGAUUCGUUCCUCCGUCGAGCGGUUCACAAAGAGCAUGGACGAGUUCCACGAUCUGUACCUUGGUGCAUCAGGUGCGGAUUACAUCACGAUGGCAAGCGAAAUGUACAACUCGUUCUCGCUUAAUGUCACCGAGCAAACGAAGGUAGUAGAAGCACGACUGGAACUAGCUCGAAAUAGUGCCACCGACAAUCCGGUGGCUAGUUUUGGGGAAGCACUUGCCUUUGGGUUCAAGAUAGUGAGUCGGGCGCUUGUGAGGAUCAUGCAAAAAGCAACCAACACCGCUGGUAUCAACUGUCUGCAUCAGGCUAUCGGUAAGUUCAGUGUCGAUUACACCAGCAAUCUGCGGAGUGCCUUUGGUUUGUGCAUCUCCAGCAGUGACUAUGACUUUUCGGCUCCUGUCACCGCUCAGAUGACUACGGUGAAAGACAUCCAGAAUGACAUGCUGCAGUACUUUAAAAUGCUCAACACCGCACUCGGUGGGGUGUCAAAUUCGAGUCCCGUUAGUGCGAGGAUCCAAGCGGACACGUUUCUUACAGCGUACUUUAGCCAAAGGGUCUCUAUAAUGACCACCUUGAUGCAGCAGCUGGUCAACAUGGCAAAUGAACUGAAUGUUGAUUACAACCUACUGAUCGCUCGGUCUCGCUACUGUCUGGCAAUGAAUGUUGCCGUCGCGAAGCAGUUGUCGUCAGACUUUUCCCAGGCGAUCAUCGCGUGCUAA